AUGUGCGCGUGCCGUCAGAAAAAAUCGUUUUUAAUCGAUGACAUUUUAAAUGACACGAGAAAAACUAACAAACAAUUGAACAAUGAGCGAAAGGAACCUCUGAGGUGUAGUGACAAAGAAGAAAUAAAAAAUCAGAGUAAACAUGACGAGCUGCAAACAAAAUUUAACGUUAUUACGGAAGUUCAGAAGGAACUCGAAUUGACGAAAAUGAAAGUGAAUUUGGAACAAAGAAGGAAUACAUAUCCUCUACAACCGACACCGAUAAAGGCUAAUGUCCCAUGGCCGACUUAUAGAAUGAAAACAGGAUACCCUAUUGACACGAGACACCCAAUGAACUUCUACAGUGAUCACAUGUUGAAGUCGGAUCAGAUAUUGCGAAACCAGCUGGCCGUCAAUAGAUUCGUAUCGAGUCCGUAUAGUUUACGACAGCCAUAUGGAUUCGAAAGAGUUCCACCUUCAUGCUGUAGCCCCUGGUGGGGAGUAGGGGGGCGACGGAAGGGUGGGCAAGUGAGGUUUAGUGCAGCUCAGACCGGCGCCUUGGAGCGUCGUUUCGGCGCCAGCAAAUACCUCAGUCCUGACGAGCGUAGAGCGCUAGCUGCCUCAUUAAGACUUAGCGAUCGACAGGUAAAAACAUGGUUUCAAAAUCGACGAGCGAAAUGGAGACGCACGACACCCGAAGCAGCGGACGCUGGCAGUCCACCCACAGCUGAUGAAUCUGAUGACGAAGUGCAAAUAGCCGAUGAAGACUGA
This is a messenger RNA of Nymphalis io (European peacock), 750 nucleotides long. Its product is annotated as homeobox protein Hox-D8-like. Lineage: Eukaryota; Metazoa; Arthropoda; Insecta; Lepidoptera; Nymphalidae. The transcript has 3 exons. Bases 1 to 750 code for a protein of 249 amino acids. Gene Ontology annotation, biological process: cell differentiation; regulation of transcription by RNA polymerase II. Gene Ontology annotation, molecular function: DNA-binding transcription factor activity, RNA polymerase II-specific; RNA polymerase II cis-regulatory region sequence-specific DNA binding. The record is from RefSeq and is a predicted model, not a curated record.